Molecule: messenger RNA, 323 nt
Organism: Staurois parvus
Lineage: Eukaryota; Metazoa; Chordata; Amphibia; Anura; Ranidae
Source: the annotation of a GenBank genome assembly
AUGAUCAGUGUAGCCCCAGCAGUGCCACCUGUCAGUGUCCAUCAGUGCCAGCUGUCAGUGCUCAUCCAUGCCACCUGCCAGUGCCCAUCAGUGCCACAUAUCAGUGCCUACCAGUGCACAUCAAUGCCACAUAUCAGUGCCUAUCUGAGUUGCCUUUCAGUGUCACCAAUCAGUGCCAGUCAGUGCCACCUAUCAAUGCCAGUCAGUGCCACCUAUCAGUGCCACCUAUCAUGCUGCCUAUCAGUGCCGCCUAACAGUGCCAGUCAGUGCCACCUAUCAGUGCCAGUCAGUGCUGCCUAUCAGUGCCAUAUAUGAGUGCUGCC